AUGCAGCCCUUCAACUUGGUCGGUGCUCUUAUUCUGCUGAUCCACAUCUCCUCCGGCAGCACAGAAACCCAUCGGCACUACCGACAAGUCCCUACUGGAAACCAAGCAGGUGUGUGCCGCUAUGGCAGGAGGCUGGAGUGCUGCUACGGCUGGAAGAAAAACAGUAAAGGACAGUGUGAAGCUCAAUGUGACCAUGGCUGCAAGCACGGAGAGUGUGUUGGCCCCAACAAAUGCAAGUGUUUCCAAGGAUACACCGGAAAGACGUGCAACCAAGAUCUGAAUGAGUGCGGACUGAAACCGCGACCCUGCGAGCAUCGCUGCAUGAACAGCCACGGAAGUUACAAGUGCUACUGUCUCAAUGGUUACACACUCAUGCCAGAUGGAUCUUGUGCAAAUUCCAGGACGUGCUCUCUGGCUCACUGUCAGUACGGUUGUGAGGAAGUUCAGGGGGAGAUUCGCUGCCUCUGCCCAUCUGCAGGGCUGCAACUGGGUCAAGAUGAGAGGACGUGUGUAGAUAUUGAUGAAUGUGUCACUGGAAAGAAUCUCUGCCCAUACAACAGACAAUGUGUGAACACGUUCGGCAGCUACUACUGCAAAUGCCAAGACGGCUACGACCUGAAAUAUGUUGACGGCAAAUAUGACUGUGUAGACCUUGAUGAGUGUGCAAGUGCCACCCAUAAGUGCAGCCACCAUGCUGUCUGUCUGAACACUCCUGGAUCCUACAAGUGCAGGUGCAAGUCUGGCUUCAGAGGCAAUGGCUUUGAAUGCUCUGUCAAGCCCUUUUAUCAGAGGUCAUGGGAUGGAGACAAGGGAAGUGCAGAUGAUUUCCUCAAUGCCAUCCCAGACUCUCCUGUGAGGCCCAAGCUGGACAAUGAGGACAUCAAAAACGUAAUUCCUGAACCAGUCGCUACACUGCCUCCUAGGAUCCGUCAGCAGCCGUUCGACUAUGAUGGAGAGGUCUAUAUUGGUGCACCUGAGGAGAGACCAGAGGAGGAAUUUCCUGAGGAAGAAGAGGAGGAGGAAGGGGAAGACAACCAGCUAAAUCCUAGAGGAGAUGUUUUCAUUUCAGAGGACUUUGAGUCUGUUUUUGGUCCGGCAACAGAGGUAAAAGAAAUAGAACUGGCACCAGCUCAGGAAGAGUUUAUCAUGGAUUGCAACUUUGAUCAGGGAGCAUGCGAGUGGGUCCAAGACAAGGAUGAUGACAUGGACUGGAGUGUAGCCUACCAUAAUGAAGGUGCUGGUGCUGAGUACUAUAUGGCCAUGAGUGGGCUGGUAGGAGAGCAGGAUGAUGUAGCCAAGCUGAAGCUGCUCUUAAGUGACCGGACCCAGCAGGGCAGCUUCUGCCUCACCUUUGACUAUCGGGUUGUAGGCCGCAACGUGGGAACUCUCAGGGUGCUGCUGGAUAACAUUGCUUACCCAGUGUGGGAGCAGAGUCAAAGCAGAGACCAGGCCUGGCAGACAGAGCUCCUCACUGUGACCUGGAAAGAGGUGGCCCCAGAAUCUAUUGUCUUUGAAGCUCAGCGUGGGAACGGUGUUGGAGGAGAGAUUGGCCUGGACAAUGUUGUUUUGACCUCAGGGCCCUGUCAAGAGGACGUCGGCCCCUUGUUUUAA
Molecule: messenger RNA, 1611 nt
Organism: Cheilinus undulatus (humphead wrasse)
Lineage: Eukaryota; Metazoa; Chordata; Actinopteri; Labriformes; Labridae
Gene: egfl6
Product: EGF-like-domain, multiple 6
Exons: 13
Coding region: 1-1611 (536 amino acids)
Cellular component (GO): membrane
Molecular function (GO): calcium ion binding
Source: RefSeq, a predicted model, not a curated record